This is a messenger RNA of Zootermopsis nevadensis, 934 nucleotides long. The record is from RefSeq and is a predicted model, not a curated record. Lineage: Eukaryota; Metazoa; Arthropoda; Insecta; Blattodea; Termopsidae.
CUCUCCAGCGUCCUGAGCCCCGAGGUCUGGAAGCCUCUGCUCAUUCUCAACGCCUUCUUCCUCUUCCAGCAGCUGUCCGGCGUCUUCGUCGUAGUGUUCUACGCCGUGGACUUCGCUCGCGACGCGGGCGUACCCUCCGACGGACACCUCGUGUCUGUGCUGAUCGGCGUCACGCGUCUGCUAGUGACUGUGGCCAUCAGCUACGCGUCCAAGCGGUUCGGACGGCGGCCACUAGCACUGGCGUCAGGGGCCGGGAUGGCCGUCUGCAUGGGAGUCCUGGCAGCGCGUCCAGCCCUCAGCUGGCUCCCAGCCACGACCUUGGUUCUGUACAUCUUCAUGAGUACCGUGGGAUUCCUCACCCUACCCUGGGCCAUGAUCGGCGAGCUGUUCCCUACGCGCGUUCGCGGGAUCGCGGGUGGGGUCACCACUUGCUGCGCCUACCUGUUCAGCUUCGCCGUCGUCAAGAUGUACCCUGAAAUGAAACACGCCCUGGACCGGCAAGGGGUCUUCUGCUUCUACGGCGUCAUGGCAGUGCUGGGCACGGUGUUCGUCUGGUUCUUCCUACCGGAGACGCAGGGGAAAACCCUGGAAGAGGUGGAGCUUUUUUUCGCCGCGCCGACAGUGGUUGUCGCGGCGACCAAAGCCUGAACGGGAGGCAGAGCUGAUUGUUUUGUAUAUCGUCUUUAUUUAUGCUUUGGGCCAAAUCAAAAGGCGCUAGAACCUGAAAAGUAAUCGGGUUUGCGGACGCGCCUGGUUUAUGUCGUUGCUAUGGUAACUAUCUUGGCUUCUUCUUGUCUCGAGGGUGUCGUCAGUCUAAGCGCAAUGUUCUAUUAGAAUUAGAGACCCCAACGCACGUUGGGGCUGCAGCUGAUAAAUGUAUGACACGGGAACACGUGUUCGUGCAGUGCAAACAGAAUAAACGUCCUUACACUUG